This is a messenger RNA of Brassica napus (rape), 1762 nucleotides long. RefSeq names its product cytochrome P450 85A2. Gene Ontology annotation, molecular function: oxidoreductase activity, acting on paired donors, with incorporation or reduction of molecular oxygen; monooxygenase activity; heme binding. Gene Ontology annotation, biological process: sterol metabolic process. The transcript is spliced from 9 exons. NCBI's taxonomy places the organism in Eukaryota, Viridiplantae, Streptophyta, Magnoliopsida, Brassicales, Brassicaceae. Bases 138 to 1535 code for a protein of 465 amino acids. The record is from RefSeq and is a predicted model, not a curated record.
GCCCUUUAGGUGCCUAUAUAAACAAUGCCACACAGAACCAUUUAGACCCAAAUCAGAGAACCUUAACCAUCUCUCUCUCUCUUUCUCUCUAUCUAUCACUGGUUCUGUUCGAAACAGAGGAAAAAAAAUAAGAGAAGAUGGGUAUAAUGAUGGUGAUUUUGGGUCUUCUUCUGAUCAUUGUAUGCAUCUGCUCUGCUCUUCUCCAAUGGAACCAGAUGCGAUAUUCCAAGAAAGGUCUCCCUCCUGGAACCAUGGGUUGGCCAGUUUUUGGUGAAACCACCGAGUUUCUCAAACAAGGACCAGAUUUCAUGAAGAACCAGAGACUCAGAUAUGGGAGUUUCUUCAAAUCUCACAUUCUUGGCUGCCCAACAAUAGUCUCAAUGGACGCAGAACUCAACAGAUACAUUUUGAUGAACGAAUCAAAAGGGCUAGUCGCUGGUUACCCACAAUCGAUGCUUGAUAUCCUUGGGACAUGCAACAUCGCGGCGGUUCAUGGUCCGGGCCACCGGCUCAUGAGAGGCUCAUUGCUCUCUCUAAUAAGCCCAGCUAUGAUGAAUGAUCAUCUCUUGCCUAAGAUUGAUGACUUCAUGAGAAGCUAUCUUUGUGGUUGGGAUGAGCUUGAGACCGUUGAUAUUCAAGAAAAGACCAAACAUAUGGCAUUUUUAUCAUCGUUGUUACAGAUAGCAGAAACUUUGACAAAACCAGAGGUUGAAGAAUAUAGAACAGAGUUCUUCAAGCUUGUUGUAGGAACUCUUUCUGUCCCAAUCGAUCUCCCGGGGACAAAUUACCGAUGCGGAAUCCAAGCAAGAAACAAUAUAGAUAGGUUAUUGACAAAGCUGAUGCAAGAACGAAGAGAGUCGGGAGAAACUUUCACAGACAUGUUGGGUUACUUGAUGAAGGAAGAAGAUAACCGAUACUUGCUAUCUGAUAAAGAGAUAAGAGAUCAAGUGGUAACGAUCUUGUAUUCGGGUUAUGAGACGGUCUCUACAACUUCCAUGAUGGCUCUUAAGUAUCUCCAUGAUCAUCCUAAAGCUCUUGAAGAACUCAGGAAAGAACAUUUGGCCAUAAGAGAUAGAAAACGACCUGACGAACCGCUCAAUCUCGACGAUAUAAAAUCGAUGAAAUUCACACGAGCUGUGAUCUUUGAGACAUCAAGAUUGGCAACGGUAGUUAAUGGUGUCCUGAGAAAAACUACUCACGACUUGGAACUCAACGGGUAUUCAAUCCCAAAAGGUUGGAGAAUUUACGUAUACACAAGAGAGAUCAACUAUGAUAUAUCUCUGUAUGAAGAUCCUAUGAUCUUUAACCCAUGGAGAUGGAUGGAAAAGAAUUUGGAAUCAAAGAGCUUUUUCUUACUCUUUGGGGGUGGAGCAAGACAUUGCCCUGGAAAGGAACUAGGAAUUUCUGAAGUCUCCAGCUUCAUUCACUACUUUGUUACAAAAUACAAAUGGGAGGAGAAGGGAGGAGAGAAACUUAUGGUGUUUCCAAGAGUUUCUGCACCAAAAGGAUACCAUCUUAGGGUUUUGCCUUACUGACUUUGUUUUGUCCUAAUAUUAAAAUUAUGAAGAUAAAGUUAGGUUUUUGUUAGGGUUAAUUAACCUAUUUUACUCUCAAGGUCUUAGAGGAGAUGGAUUAUGUACAGAGGAAUAUAGAAGAAGCUAAUAGAAAAUAAUAUAUUUUAAAAUGUUGAGCUCAGUCUCUUAUCUUGUAAAGUUGCAACCCAUGACUAAUUUUGUUCCAAUAACAAUACUUGUUAUACGUU